Molecule: messenger RNA, 5067 nt
Organism: Ipomoea triloba (trilobed morning glory)
Lineage: Eukaryota; Viridiplantae; Streptophyta; Magnoliopsida; Solanales; Convolvulaceae
Product: myosin-15
Exons: 38
Coding region: 207-4763 (1518 amino acids)
Biological process (GO): vesicle transport along actin filament; actin filament organization
Cellular component (GO): vesicle; actin cytoskeleton; cytoplasm
Molecular function (GO): actin filament binding; ATP binding; microfilament motor activity
Source: RefSeq, a predicted model, not a curated record
CUCAGGGCGGGAAGCUGGAAAAAAAUUGUCUCUUUCACUCUCUCUCUCUUUCUGUUUUUUUUCUUUUAUCAUAUCUUUCUCUCUCUAGGGUUUGUAAAUUUGAAUUCGAAAGCUAAAAAUCUGAAAAACUUGAAUUUUAUAGCGGUGCAGCUCGGUUGUAGAGCUGGUGGGGGGUUUUGAGUUGAUGUGAAUUGAGGUAUAGCUGAAUGAAGGAGAUGACUCUGCGAAAGGGCCUGAAGGUUUGGGUUGAAGAUAAGGACUUGGCUUGGGUUGCUGCUGAAGUCACCGACUUUAUCGGCAAGCAAGUUCAAGUCCUCACUGAGAAUGGGAAAAAAGUACUGGCUUUGCCGGAGAAGUUGCUUCCCAGGGACGUGGAAGAAGACCAUGGCGGAGUAGAUGAUAUGACCAAAUUGACUUAUUUGAAUGAACCAGGAGUGCUUGACAAUCUUCAGAAAAGAUAUGUUCUUAAUGAAAUUUAUACAUACACGGGGAGCAUUCUAAUUGCUGUCAAUCCAUUCACAAAACUUCCUCAUCUAUAUAAUAUGCACAUGAUGGAGCAAUAUAAAGGAGCUCCCUUUGGCGAGCUUAGCCCUCAUGUUUUUGCCGUCGCUGAUGCAUCUUACAGAGCUAUGAUGACUGAGGGCCAAAGCCAGUCAAUAUUGGUUAGUGGGGAAAGUGGAGCUGGCAAGACAGAGACAACAAAAUUGAUUAUGCAGUAUCUUACAUAUGUUGGUGGUCGUGCUGCUGGUGAUGACAGGACAGUGGAGCAGCAAGUUCUUGAGUCUAAUCCACUCCUGGAGGCCUUUGGCAAUGCACGGACAGUUAGAAAUGACAAUUCGAGCCGUUUUGGCAAGUUUGUCGAGAUCCAAUUUGAUGCAAGUGGUCGAAUAUCUGGGGCUGCAAUUAGAACUUACCUUCUAGAGCGAUCUCGUGUUGUCCAGAUAACAGAUCCUGAGAGAAAUUAUCACUGCUUUUAUCAGUUGUGUGCAUCUGGGAUGGAUGCUGAGAAGUACAAAUUGAGCCAUCCUAGCGAUUUUCACUACUUGAAUCAGAGUAAGACCUACAACUUGGAUGGCGUAAGCAAUGCUGAGGAAUAUGUGAAGACAAGGAGGGCAAUGGAUGUUGUCGGAAUCAGUAAUGAGGAGCAGGAUGCUAUCUUUCGGACCUUAGCUGCCAUUCUGCAUCUUGGAAACAUAGAAUUUUCUCCAGGAAAAGAGCAUGAUUCUUCAGCUAUAAAAGACCAGAAGUCUAGUUUUCAUCUGGGAAUGGCUGCAAAUCUACUUAUGUGUGAUUUACAUCUGUUGGUGACUUCGCUUUGUACUCGAUCAAUUCAAACCCAUGAAGGGAUCAUAAUUAAGGCCCUUGAUUGUGCUGCUGCUGCUGCAGGGCGAGAUGCUUUAGCCAAGACUAUAUAUGCUCAGUUAUUUGAUUGGCUUGUUGAGAAGAUCAAUAGAUCUGUUGGGCAAGAUCCUGAUUCGAGAAUUCAAAUUGGAGUUCUUGACAUAUAUGGAUUUGAAUGCUUUAAGCAGAACAGCUUUGAACAAUUCUGCAUCAACUUUGCAAAUGAAAAGCUUCAACAGCAUUUCAAUCAGCAUGUAUUCAAGAUGGAGCAGGAGGAAUAUCAGAGAGAAGAAAUUAAUUGGAGUUACAUUGAAUUUAUUGACAACCAAGAUGUUUUGGAUCUAAUAGAGAAGAAGCCAAUAGGGAUAAUUGCUUUGUUGGAUGAAGCUUGUAUGUUUCCUAAAUCAACACAUCAGACGUUUUCAAACAAGCUGUUCCAAAACUUCCGGGGCCAUACACGACUUGAAAGAGCAAAAUUUUCUGAAACAGAUUUUACUGUCUCUCAUUAUGCUGGCAAGGUUACUUAUAAGACAGAGACAUUCUUAGAUAAAAAUCGGGACUACAUUGUUGCAGAGCACCGUAAUUUAUUAUAUUCUUCGAAGUGCUCAUUUGUUGCUGGCUUGUUUCCUCCUUUGGGAGAAGAAUCUUCAAGAUCUUCAUACAAGUUUUCUUCGGUGGCUUCUCGGUUUAAGCAACAACUUCAAGCACUUUUGGAAACCCUCAGCUCAACAGAGCCUCAUUAUAUUCGUUGCAUCAAGCCGAACUCCCUGAAUCGUCCCCAGAAGUUUGAAAAGCAAAGCAUCUUACACCAACUGCGUUGUGGGGGCGUUUUGGAGGCUGUGCGCAUAAGCUUGGCUGGUUAUCCUACUAGGAGGACUUAUCCUGAGUUUAUAGAUAGAUUUGGAAUCAUUGCUUUAGAAAUAUUGGAUGGAAGUUCUGAUGAAAGGACCAUCACGGAAAAGAUACUGCAGAAACUCAAGCUUGAGAAUUAUCAGUUGGGAAAGACAAAGGUGUUUCUUAGGGCUGGCCAGAUUGGUGUUUUAGAUUCUAGUCGUACUGCGGUUCUGGAUUCUGCAGCAAAGCGUAUACAAGGACAGCUGAGGACUUUUAUUGCUCGCAGAGACUUCAUUUCAAAGCGGGCAACUGCUAUUAUUCUACAGUCAUGCUGCAGAGGUUUUCUUGCUCGUUGUUUAUACACUUCGUUACGAGAAGCCUCUGCAACUUUAAUAAUACAGAAAUAUGUUAGGAGAUGGAUUUUAAGGCAUUCCUAUAUGCAACUUUGUAGUUCUACUUUGCUCAUACAAUCAAGCAUUCGUGGUUUCAUGACGAGGCAGAAGUUCUUAUAUCAAAAGGAAAACAAAGCAGCCACUAUAAUUCAGGCUAAUUGGAGAAUGUGCAAGGUGCGGUCUGCAUUUCAUAACCGUCAAUCCAAUAUUAUUGCAAUUCAAUGUCUUUGGAGGCAAAAAUUGGCUAAGAGAGAGCUCAGAAGGCUUAAACAGGAAGCUAAUGAGGCUGGUGCUUUGCGUUUAGCAAAAAGCAAGCUUGAGAAGCAGUUGGAGGAUCUUACAUGGCGACUUCAACUGGAGAAAAAAAUGCGGAUUUCAAAUGAAGAAGCUAAGUUGAUGGAAAUUUCAAAACUUCAAAAAACAGUGGAAUCUUUGAGCCUUGAACUAGAUGCUGCCAAACUUUCUACAGUAAAUGAGAUCAACAAAAAUGCGGUGCUUCAGAGGCAGCUUCAGUUAUCAAUGAAGGAGAGAACUGCUUUAGAAAAAGAAGAAGCUGCAAUUACAGAACUGAGAAAUGAAAAUGCAGUCUUAAAGAAAUCUUUGGCUGAAUUUGAAGAUAGGAACUCAGCACUUGAACGUGAGCUUGCCAAUGCUAAAGAAGAGGCUAGUGGGACCCUUACAAAGUUGAAGGAUGCUGAAGAAAAAUGUUCACAGCUACAGAAGAACUUGAAAAGGUUUGAAGACAAGAUUUCAGGUUUAGAGGAUGAGAUUGUUGUGCUCCGUCAAAAAGCAUUGUCACCUAGGAGAAACCGUGCUGGAAUUUCCAAUUCUUUUCUUGAUAAAGUCCCUGGUGCAUUUAGUCUUCUUUCAGCUGAUCGAAAAUCUAUAUAUGAAACUCCUCCUCCUACAAAAUUCAUAGCACCCCUUUCACAAGGAUUUUCUGAUUCCCGCCGUGGAAAGUUCACCAGUGAAAGGCAACAGGAGAACUAUGAAAUUCUUUCCCGGUGCAUCAAAGAAAAAUUGGGCUUCCAAGAUGGGAAGCCAGUGGCUGCCUGUCUCAUCUUUACAUGUCUUCAACAUUGGCGUGCUUUUGAGUCAGAAAGGACUGCUAUUUUUGACUUCAUUGUUGAGGGAAUCAAUGGAGUUAUAAAGGGUGAUGAUGAGGACAACACUACCUUGCCCUAUUGGUUAUCCAACACAUCAGCACUUCUUUGUCUUUUGCAAAGGAAUUUACGUGCUAAUGGCUUAUUUGGUGCUUCAUCUCAGCGCUCUGGUGGUGGUUCUGCCCUAAAUGGAAGGGUUGCACAUGGUUUAAAGACUCCUCUCAAGUUUCUUGCACUAGAGGAUGGUAUGUCACAUAUGGAAGCUAGGUAUCCAGUCAUAUUGUUUAAGCAACAAUUAACUGCAUCUGUUGAGAAGAUCUUUGGCAUGAUACGAGAUAAUUUGAAGAAGGAAAUUUCUGCGUUGUUGACGUCGUGUAUUCAGGCACCAAAAAACCAUCGGAUUCACGGUGGAAAAAUGACUAGAUCACCGGGAAGUGCUCCUCAGCAGCCACCAAGUACUCAAUGGGAUAACAUCAUCAAAUUUCUGGAUUCUUUUUUGAGCCGGCUACGUGAAAAUCUCGUGCCUUCGUUCUUCAUCCGGAAGCUUACAACCCAAGUAUUCUCCUUCAUCAACAUCCAAUUGUUCAACAGUCUUUUACUUCGCCGUGAAUGUUGCACAUUCUCGAAUGGUGAAUACAUGAAAUCUGGUUUGGCAGAACUAGAAAAAUGGAUAGUCAAUGCAAAGGAGGAGUUUGCUGGCACGUCUUGGCAUGAGCUGAAUUACAUCAGACAGGCUGUUGGAUUUCUGGUUAUACACCAGAAGCGCAAGAAGUCAUUGGAAGAGAUAACACAAGAACUUUGCCCGGCCUUGACGAUGAGACAAAUCUAUCGGAUAUGCACAAUGUACUGGGAUGACAAGUAUGGGACUCAAAGUGUGUCAACGGAGGUUGUUAGUCAGAUGAGGGAAGUUUUUGAUAAGGAUUCUCAGAAUUUACCAUCAAAUUCAUUCUUGUUGGACGAUGAUCUCAGCAUUCCGUUCUCAACCGAAGACAUCUACAUGGCACUCCCUGAAAUAGAUCCCGCGAUCAUAGAACUCCCAAAGUUCUUGUCUGAAUAUCCGGCAGUGGCGCUUCAGCUGCAGCAACCGAAAUAGAUGCAUGCUUGUGCCUCUUCAAGCAUCUUGCUUGUAUCAUUAUAUUAAUAUUAGUUGGGAAAGGUGAAAGGAAAGAGGAAUAGUUGAUUCAAUUGGAACUUGCAGAAUUGUAGGUUUAGGGUUACAGAUUAGGGUGACUGUACAGAGUAGAUGCAAUUUACUCCCCUUUUCCCUUUUCUCACCAGCCUAUAUUGUUCUGUAACUAUAUUUUUUUUAACCCUCAAGGAGAAAAGGGCAUUUUCAUUUCCUAAAAUUGUAUUUACAACUAUUGACAAUAUUAAUGAAAUACUCUUAUCUUACUACA